Myxocyprinus asiaticus (Chinese sucker) is the source of this 5896-nucleotide messenger RNA. RefSeq lists its product as uncharacterized. NCBI's taxonomy places the organism in Eukaryota, Metazoa, Chordata, Actinopteri, Cypriniformes, Catostomidae. The record is from RefSeq and is a predicted model, not a curated record. Bases 556 to 5769 code for a protein of 1737 amino acids. The transcript has 3 exons.
UGUGGAAUAUUUCCAAUAAAUACUUUGGAUAUAAAAUGUGAUAUUUAUUGUUAGCUAGCUUAUCAAAUGUGUUUCAGCAGCAUUACAUCGGAACAUAUAUUACUUUUAUAAAAACCUUGCAGAAGACACCUGGGAAGAGUGUGUUUAAAAUAAGUUUGUAAUGAGUAAAUAAAUGCGCAUGCGCCAUAUUUAGACUUGUUAUGCGGAACGAUUUUGGAGACGGACCAAAGGAGACGGAACUUCCGCAGAAGGGGAGGAGCCAGAGCCAAAACACGAACAUUAUUAAUGAUAUCAUUAUAUUGUAAGUACACGCGCUUGUAAGGUGGUCUCUAUUUUCAGUUGCUUUGAUGUACCAUAAAGAAUUUGUGAAACAAUUAAAGUCUAAAAUUGCAGCGAAAGUGUUGCCAUGGAAGUCUUGCCUUGUGAGGAGGUGCAGCGUGCUCUUGGUGUUAAGGCAGAGUUCGCAUUCCGCACUCUGGGCAUGACAGCAGCAUCAUCUCUCAAUAUUAUAGUUUCUUAGAAGAAUUCAGUGAUGAAAAUGAUUCCAUAUUGUCAAUGGCUGUUACAAGUGAAGACAACUGUGUGUGCUGUGUAUGUGGACAGAACUUCCCUUUCCUGGAUAACCUGAUAGAACACUUUAACUCACACAAAACUGAGGUGCGUUGUCACCUAUGUCAAGCGAAGUUUAACAGUGUUAUGCCGCUAGCGUUACACUUAAAGGAUGCGCAUCGAAAUCAACAUCUCUGUAAAAUCUGCGGAGUCCUCAUUAAGUGCACAUGGCAUUUGAAUGAACAUUUGGAGAAGCAUCUUCAAGAAGUAAUGGAGAAACCAGAGGUUGAAAAGGACAUGGAGCCGACAGAGCUUAAACCUGUUGUUAAAACCGAAAAAAUCAAAAUUAAAGAGACCAUAAGCAAGAAUGAUUUGAGCAGAGGGCUCUUGAUGGAUCAUACAUAUUGUGCCUCAGUACAUUCCAUUGUACCCCUCAGACUAAAUGCUAUAGAUCACACUUACUGUGGCAUCCGGAAUUGCAUUGACAGUUAUGCAAACACCAUAAAUAAAGGCUCACACUUUGCCAAUAUUAAAACAGAGAAUGAAAGAUUACCUCCAGACUAUUUACCUGAGUGUUCUCAGCAGAGUAAAGCCAACAUUGUUAUGCUUCAACCAAGAUCUCAGAGAGGAGAGAUGAGUGGCUCAUCUAUAACAUCAAAUCAGGAUGUGAAGGUAGAAAAUGACAAUGAGGAUGGUUUUGUGGAAUGUGAACCUUACAAGGGAGAAUUUGAGAUGACAGAAGAUGAAGAAAGUACUGAGACCAAUAACGAUGAAGACAGUGAUUCUCUUCCUGCUGGCGAUACAGAAUACAGCCAUGGUGAAGACAUUAGUGCUGACAUGCAAUAUUCUGCAGGUAUCGACAAUGAUGAAUCAAUUAAGAAAAGAUUUCAUGCAAAUCACAGUAUGGAUACAGAGUCAAUUACGUCUACAGGAAAGGUUGGGAUGCAGGCUGAUUCACCCAUCAGUAUGGUGAACACAGAGAAUUGCAAAAGUAAGCCAACCUUUGCUUGUUGUCUCUGCCAGGUGGUAUGUGAGAAUGAGAAUUUACUGCUGAAACACACAGCUGAAGAUCAUCCUUCAACUAUUUAUAUCUGUGCACAUUGCCUCAACAUAUUCUCCAAAGAGGACGCUUUCAGAAAUCAUGUCUGCAGCAGACCUACAGGCUACAUGAGCUUUUUACCAGCCACCCCAGUAACCCUGGUACCUGUUUUGCCUUUAUCUGAUCCAACAAAGCAACACUCCACCAAUCAUAGCAGUCAGAGACUACUUCCCACCCCAAUCCUGGGCACUAACUAUAACACAGUUAAAAUUAUAACAUCAUCUAAGACUUUUGAUAAAGUAUCCAAGACCCCAUUACCUAAUCAGUGUGAUCCUCCUCUAUCCUUGACCACCUUGAAGUCAACCAAUGCUCACUCUUCACUGCAAAUCUCACAAUUUCACAAUUAUACAAACACCAUUAAUCAAGGCUUAAACUUGCCCAAAAUUAAAACAGUGAAUGAAACAUUACCUCUAGACUCUUUACAUGAGAGUGAAGCCAACACUUCUACGCUUUACCCAGGAACUUGGAGAGUAGAGAAGAGUGGCUUAUCCAUAAUGUCAAAUCAGGAUGUGAAGGUAGAGAAUGACAAUGAGGAUGGUCCUGUGGAAUGUGGACCUUAUGAGGAGGUGGUGGUAAAAGGGGAAUUUGAGAUGACAGAGGGUGAAGAAAGUACUGAGAGUGGUACUGGGGAAGACAGUGACUCUUUACUCCCUGGUAAUACAGUAUGCAACCCUGGUGAAUACCUUAGUUCUGACUCACAAAAUUCCAUAGGUCCCGACAGUGAGGAAUCAAUAAAUAAAAGAUCUCAUGCAAAUCACAGAAUGAAUCCAGAGUCGCUUACAUCUACUGGGAAAGUUGGUUUUCAGGUUGAUUCUUCUAUUUUCUGCAAUGGCAAAUUAGUCAGUACAGAGAAGCACACUGAAGAUUGCAAAAAUAUGCCAACUUUCGCUUGCUGUUUCUGCCAGGUUAUAUGUGAGAAUGAGGGUGUAUUGCUGAAACACACAGCUGAAUAUCAUCCCGCAGUUACAUUACUCUGUGCAUACUGCCUCAACAUAUUCUCCAAAGAAGUCACUUUCAGAAAUCAUGUCUGCAGCAGACCUACAGGACAGACAAGCUUUUUACCAGCCACCCCAUUAACCCCGGUACCUGUUGUGCCUUUAUUUGAUCCUGCAAAGCCACACUCCACCAAUCCCAGCAGUCAGAGACUACUUCCCACCCCCAUCCUGGGCACUAAAUGUAACACAAUUCAAAUGAUCACAUUAUCUAAGACUUUUGAUAAAGUAUCAAAUACCCUAUUACCUAAUCAGUGUGAUCCUCCUCUGUCCUUGCUCACCGUGAAGUCAACCAAUGCACCCUCUUCACUGCAAAUCUCACAAUUUCACAAUUAUACAAACACCAUCAAUCAAGGCUUAAACUUGCCCAAAAUUAAAACAGAGAACAAACGAUUACCUUUAGACUCUUUACCUGAGAGUGAAGCCAACAUUUUUACGCAUCACCCAGUAACUUGGAGAGUAGAGAAGAGUGGCUCAUCCAUAAUGUCAAAUCAGGAUGUGAAGGUAGAGAAUAACAAUGAGGAUGGUCCUGUGGAAUGUGGACCUUAUGAGGAGGUGGUGGUAAAGGGGGAAUUUGCAAUGACAGAGGGUGAAGAAAGUACUAAAAGUGGUACUGGGGAAGACAGUGACUCUUUACUCCCUGGUAAUACAGUAUGCAACCCUGGUGAAGACCUUAGUUCUGAUUCACAAAAUUCCAUUGGUCCCGACAAUGAGGAAUCAAUAAAGAAAAGAUCUCAUGCAAAUCACAGAGUAAAUCCAGAGUCACUUACGUCUACUGGGAAAGUUGGUUUUCAGGUUGAUUCUUCUAUUUUCUGCAAUGGCAAACUAGUCAGUACAGAGAAGCACACUGAGGAUUGCAAAAAUAUGCCAACUUUCGCUUGCUGUCUCUGCCAGGUGAUAUGUGAGAAUGAGGGUGUUUUGCUGAAACACACAACUGAAUAUCAUCCCGCAGCCACAUUACUCUGUGCAUACUGCCUUAAGAUAUUCUCCAAAGAGGACACUUUCAGAAAUCAUGUCUGCAGCAGACCUACAAGCCACACAAGCAUUUUACCAGCCACCCCAGUAACCCCGGUACCUGUUGUGCCUUUAUCUGAUCCUGCAAAGCCAAACUCCAGCAAUCGCAGCAGUCAGAGACUACUUCCCACCCCCAUCCUGGGUUCUAACUGUAACACAGUUAAAAUGAUCACAUUAUCUAAGACGUUUGAUAAAGUAUCAAAUACCCCAUUACCUAAUCAGUGUGAUCCACCUUUGUCCUUGCCCACCUUGAAGUCAACCAAUGCUCACUCUUCACUGCAAAUCUCACAAUUUAACAAUUAUACAAACACCAUCAAUCAAGGCUUAUACUUGCCCAAAAUUAAAACAGAGAACAAAAGAUUAUCUUUAGACUCUUUACCUGAGAGUGAAGCUAACAUUUUUAUGCAACACCCAGUAACUUGGAGAGGGGAGAAGAGUGGCUCAUCCAUAAUGUCAAAUCAGGAUGUGAAGGUAGAGAAUGAAAAUGAGGAUGAUCUUGUGGAAUGUGGACCAUACGAGGAUGUGAUGGUAGAGUGGGAAUUUGAGAUGACAGAGGAUGAAGAAAGUACUGAGAGUGGUACUGGGGCAGACAGUGACUCUUUACCCCCUGGUAAUACAGUAUACAACACUGUUAAAGACCUUAGCUCUGACUCACAAUAUUCCACAAGUCCCGAUAAUGAGGAAUCAAUAAAGAAAAGAUCUCAUACAAAUCAGAGUAUGAAUCCAGAGUCACUUACGUCUACUGGGAAAGUUGGUUUUCAGGUUGAUUCUUCUAUUUGCUGUAAUGGCAAAUUAGUCAGUUUGGGGAAACACACUGAGGAUUGCAAAAAUAAGCCAACUUUCGCUUGCUGUCUCUGCCAAGUAGUAUGUGAGAAUGAGGGUUUACUGCUGAAACACACAGCUGAAUAUCAUCCUGCAGCUACAUUACUCUGUGCAUACUGCCUCAACAUAUUCUCCAAAGAGGAUGCUUUCAGAAAUCAUGUCUGCAGCAGACCUACAGGCUACAUGAGCUUUUUACCAGCCACCCCAGUUACCCCGGUACCUUUUGUGCCGUUAUCUGAUGCUGCCAAGCCACACUUCACCUAUCGCAGCAUUCAGAGAAUACGUCCCACCCCCAUCUUGGGCAGUGCCCCAACACAGGCCAAGGUAGUGAGGGAAAUUUCUCCUUUGUACCCUGCUAAGUUUACUCCACAUGGUGUGGCUGUGCCACGAAGUCUUGUCAGGCCCCCUUGCCCUCCUGGUUCUUCUGUUUUUGGCCCUGAUGUUCCUGUCUGUUCACCCUCUGUAGUGCGUCCAACCAAUCCUUCCCUGUCCAACCAAUCCAAGAUGAUCCUUCAAAUUCCAACACCUUCCAAUCCAUCUCUUCCAACUAAAGGUUUUGUAUACUUUUCACCCACUGUGAAUUUCUCUGCACCCAUUGUAGUACAAGCCAACAGAAAUAAGCUAAGACUCUCUCCAAAACAAACACCUGCAGCUAAUGUUAGACCUCUUCAGUUACCUGCAAAACCCCCAGUGUCCUGUCCUACCUUGGUAAGUGGCAUCGGCCAGAACAACCAGCCUCAGGCUUCUACGCAGACAUCUCCUGUUCAGAUUCCUACAUCAGGCCCACUUGAAAUAGUGGCCAUGUUUUUAAACAAAAGCAAGGAUUUAGCUCAGAAGAAGCAACUCCACCAGAGCUGGCGCUCUAAGACCAUCUUUCCCUGCCGUCACUGUGGUGCUAUCUCAAGACAACUCUCACUCAGGGUACGCCAUCGCUAUCUACAUCAAGGGUCACGGUUAUACAUAUGUCAGUGUGGGAAGUCAUUUCAAAGGCAGCUGCAUUUGCUGAGGCACCAGGUACAACAUGCAGAGUCUGUUCUAUUUGUUUGUGCACGGUGUGGAAAUACAUUUGAAGGGGCACAUAAAUUGUCUUGGCACAAGCAAAGGUUACAUCGAAAACAUAAAACAUCAAAUGGCAGACAGUAUGCUAAGAAAAAAUGCAUAGCAGCCUUUGACUGUAUCUGUGGCCAGGUGUUUUCAAGGCCCUCCGCUCUACUGUGGCAUAUGCUUAAAAAUGCUAAACCCUUGAAACACAAAAAUGACAGUGGGCUGAAUGAACCUGUCUCUGCUGUUUGAACAUUUGUAAAUGUGACCUUCUGGAGGUUAAUAUAUUUCUGUAUACCAGUGAGAUCUCACCUGUUUGAAGCAAAGCUCAACCAUCAACUGCUCUCUUUGGAGUGACAAAUUAAAUAAUCAAAUAUAA